Molecule: messenger RNA, 1188 nt
Organism: Cuscuta europaea
Lineage: Eukaryota; Viridiplantae; Streptophyta; Magnoliopsida; Solanales; Convolvulaceae
Source: the annotation of a GenBank genome assembly
GAAUAAUAAAUAUGUAACGAAUCAUCAUCCCCACGGUUUUCUACGUUUGGCUCUUUCUCACCAGUCGCCAUCUCCACGCUCUCCUUUCUGCUCUGCUUCUGCUAUUCAUCUGGAGCUUCCUUUUCCCGCAUCAAAAGUUACUCUCCUUUCGCUGCGGCUGUCGGCUACUUCCUUCUCUGUUACAUUCUUCAGCAAACAGUAGGGUCUAAGAAAUCCACUUGGAUAAGCUUUUCUUUACUCCAAUGCCUGUUGUGAGCAAUCGUUAUAUUCUCCUUUCUCUCAUCUCUUUGGUCAUCAUCAUUGCAAUAUGUGGUUUUGGACUUGAAUGGAGGGAGACAGGAAUGUUUUGGCACCAAUCCCAGGGAGAUGGGAACAACAUAACCACAAGUACGAAACCAGAGAAGGCAUAUAAAAGCCACAGAAAAAUUCUAGUCCAUGGAUCUUGCACGAACAAGGAUAUAAGCAUUUCACAGAGCACAUACUCAACAACCGGGAUACCACAGUAUGUAGUUGAGAUAGUAAACACAUGUUUUUCUGGGUGCUCCCCUUCCAACAUUCACCUCCACUGCGAUUGGUUUGCCUCUGCAAGAAUAGUGAAUCCAAAUGCAUUUAAGAGACUCAACUAUGAUGACUGUUUGGUUAAUGAAGGGAAGCCUUUGAAGACCAGUCAAAUGAUCAGAUUCACCUACUCAAACACAUUCCAGUACCCUAUUGCUUUCAAGUCUGCCAAGUUUUGCUGAUCGCCCGGACUUGCCAUUAACUAAUAUAACUUCUCCAUCCUAGUAUAGAUAGAGCCUGGCUAAUAGACGUUCUUUCCCCCAAGUCUUGAGGUGUGAUUGGAUGGACAUAGAAAUAGUUACAAACCGAGGUGGAGAAACUAGUCUCGUGUUUCUCCAAAUGCUCGUUUUUUGGUCGUAUAUCUCUAGCUGUGAAUGCUUUAGGUAAAGCUAAUUGAUCUUCCUAUAUGUCUGAUCGUCCUAUAUGUAUACCCACAUAGAAUGUCCUACGUAAAUGCAAGCCGGUGUUUCAAUUUACCAUUCCUCCAGAGGAAUAGAGGAUGUGCUAUGCUUGCUUACUUAUUACCAUUCAACACUACUUUUGUUUGCUUUUCUUUCCUCGGUUCCUCCAAUUUUACCUACCAAGGGGAGGGAAAAUCAAAAUAGUGAAUACUCUUUUUCCUGUUUCCCG